CCCAAACGCAAACCCCGCAAGCUCAUAGACAUUUGGACGUAUGUAAAAUAUGGUUUUAAGCCUCUCAAGUUGUUCUUGCAGCCUGAAGAAUUUGAAUUUCUUCACAUGUUGUCACCAUGGAAGCUGGAUUUGAAGAAAAACAAAAACAUUUGCUCAGUUUGGAGCUCCUGCUAAAAAUAACCAUGGCUGUUUUAUGGCUUACAAGUGUUAGUUUGCUGAUUUGCCCCUCUCUGAGCUGCUAUCUCUGCUUUAUCAAGCCGCAAGUCAGUGGUCGGCUGUGCGUAGGUUACGUCGUGAGUGCAACUAAAGUCAACAGCGUUGACGAAUGCUUCAGGUCUCUGGAUCGCAUAUUCAACCUGAAUGAGACAGUGGUGAAGGCUGGAAGAGCGGCCGGAGGUUUAGAAAGCAGGCUGAAGGAGAUCCUGGAAGCAGAGAUCUUUCCCAUAGUGAAAGACUUUCAGGGAAAGCGGAAUAUGGACACUGUGUAUGAACGCAGGUUGCGGAAAGCAGCAGACAAUUUCAUUGAAGCUGCCUCCAAACUGCCUAGAGAUAAUAAGUGCAUCCCUCCAUGUGGUUUUCAGAAUAUAGAUGCUGCGUACAACUGCAUAACCUGCCAGUACGACUCCUGCUUAUUUCCACUCGACUGUCCAGUUGAAGAUAUUGAAGUAAAGGAGGGUAGAGGGAUCCAAAUGCGGUGCGAUGUGCCAUUUGACCUACCAAAUGAUAUUGAGGUGGUCUGGAAGUUUGCAGAGGAGUUCAAGACGCAGGAGACGGAGCAGUUUAAGGAGGUGACUGCAGGACCCGACAGGCUUUACUCCAUUUCAUCAACCACCACUGAGCAUCAGGGCACCUACCAGUGUGAGAUUUUCUCAGGCAUUCGAUCCAUCGUCAGGCUUUACUUCUACGUCACAGUGAUCCCCCAGCCUGUGGUGGGCCACACAGCGCUGCAGGGGAUAUUUGACCAGGCUCUGCUCCCAAGAGGGCAGUUUCUCACCGCGCCUGAUGCUGCUCCUCACUUCUUCCUCCACCACCGCCUCCUGUUUCUUCUCACCACCUGUUUAGCCACUUCUCUGCUGCUGCUGUCCGUCUCCGUGGGGUUCCUGUACUGGUUGUCAGUAGCGGAGGUCGACCAUCCUGUAGCGGAUUCGGAUGAAGAAGAUUAUUUUGGUGUUUCGUUGUUAGAAAUAUGAAAAAGAGCAACUUGUAUUAAAAAUGUACACAAAGUACUGGAUAUUCUGUGAAGCAUUAUGUCAUACUUAGAUGGAAACGUGUGUGUAACUCUUCUCACCACUAGAGGUCAGGAGACACAUUUUCAUCAGAAUAAUUGACAAUGACUUUCUGCAUCCAUGCAGCAUAAAAACGAGUUGUUUUGAUCAAAGUACAACAAAUUUUAGAGUAUAACAUGAAAUGUGUCUUUGUGAAAGUAUAGCUCAGUUUAUGCAUAUUUAAACCAUCGAAUAACUACAAUCAGAAAUAAUUUUUAAAUAUGAUUAAAACAUUGACAAAAUGGUAGGUUUACCUUUUUUAUACCUGGAUCAAAUCUUAAAACUUUUGCUUGCUCUCAUAUUAUUUGCAGUGACAAACCAGUGUAAAAAUCUGAUUAUGCCUUUCAUGGCCUUGUUCAUUUUUGUUCUUUUAAUUUUUCCCCUGUUUUGACGUAUUCCAACUACAAUAAGCUUUAUUGCAAAGCAUGGGAACAAAAAGAAAGCAGAACAAACUUGUUGAGUAGAAGGAAUUUGGCACAUAAGUUUCAAGCUCAUUCAAAAAGUAUAGAGGCCAUUCGAAUUCAACUCCCUUUUUCUCUUUGCUUAUUCAGGUCUGCCUGUGUGUAAUUAAAUUUCAAGACGAAGCCAGACGUUUUGUGAAAGCCUUGAAGUUUUUUUUCUUAGAGAAUAUAGGAUAAAGAGCAUUGAGAGGAAUAAACAGGCUAUCAGAAAGAUCAGGAAGAAUGUUGGGUGGAAGAAUAGAUUAGGGUUAUGAAAUCCAACAAUAUCAAUAUUGCACACUUCAAUCCAUUAGCCCCUAAAUGUAAUGGCACGACUGCAAACCUACCAAGACUUGGAAAUCCACCUUGGCCAGCAGACUGUCCAGCAAGAAGCUCAGAGGCCAGAGGACCUGCAGAGAUUCAUUGUUCAGAGGGAGGAAUAAAUCAAAUCAGAUAUAUAUCAGAUAUAUAUAUUAUAUAUAAAUGUAUAGCAUGCUGUUUAUAUGUAUAUAAACAGCAUGCUAAAGGCUACUAAUGAUUUAAGACUAAGUCAGUCACUAAAUAUGCAGGCAGUGAUAUAGUGGAAAGGUUUAAAUCAGAGUAACACGUUCGUGGGCUGGAAUGGCCUUGAUGUUUGCAGACAUUUCUAAUCUGAUUUGAUUGAGCUGAAGAAUAGAGAAAACCUUCAGUCUCUCAAUGAGCACAGCUGGUAGACAUGUCCCAAAAGACUUUCAGCUGUAAUUCUAGUGAAAGUUGUCUUUACAAGGUAUUGACACAGAAUUCAAUCACACAGACUGAAUAAAAAAUAGAUGCUGCAAUUUUCAGGUAUUUAUAUGCUAAAAAAGAAAGAAAGAAAAUAAAACAUUUUUCAAAUGUGUUUCACUUUUCAUCCCUCUAAUAAUUAGGUGCCACUACUGAUGUCUGCUGUUGCAAAGUAACAAAAUCUCAACGUUUCAGGAGCUAUUCAUAGUUUUUAUGUUUUAUGUUUUCCUAUUUGUUUCCUAUUUGUUACUUAUCGGUGGUGCAUGUUUGUUCGGCCGUGACGUUUUGUGUUUGCUAUCCCAAAAUGUCGUUUUCAUUGUUUUACUUAUCAGAUCAGUCAUAUCACCAAUAUAAGUCACAGCAGACAGAGGCACUGAAUGAUAACACACAUGAGAACAUGUAAUCCUACUAGAUAGAGUGCAGCAACAAAAUGCAUAAAAAAGCUACUGAGAAGGAAGUAAAAGUACGUAAGUACUGUUGUCAUGGAACGACUGCAUAACCAGGCCGAAAUUUUAAUUGAAAAGCGGGCAACACAUUUCAUUCACUCAGUGAAGCGUGCUGUUCUGAACAGUGUGGCCUGGCCUGCUUCUGGACACUCUGGGCUAAAAUAAUCAGGUAUUUUUCAUGUUUCACCAGCAAAAGAAGGAUUUGAUACUGUAGCCUAAAGACCACCAGGGGGCAGCAAAAUCCAGCCUGUCAUGUCUGCUCAACAAACAGCAAUCACACAGUUUGGAGCUUUCUACACUUACCUUGAAUUCAUUUUGAACUUUGUGGUGAAAUCAGUUUUGUGUCACAACCAGAUUGUGACCCAGAGAUGAUCUGGUUGCUAAACACAACACCAUCAAAACACAUCUGUAAAAGGGGAAGU
Poeciliopsis prolifica (blackstripe livebearer) is the source of this 3335-nucleotide messenger RNA. RefSeq names its product sperm acrosome membrane-associated protein 6-like. NCBI's taxonomy places the organism in Eukaryota, Metazoa, Chordata, Actinopteri, Cyprinodontiformes, Poeciliidae. Bases 117 to 1190 code for a protein of 357 amino acids. The transcript is spliced from 9 exons. The record is from RefSeq and is a predicted model, not a curated record. Gene Ontology annotation, biological process: fusion of sperm to egg plasma membrane involved in single fertilization.